Messenger RNA from Patella vulgata (common limpet), 1312 nucleotides. RefSeq names its product potassium channel subfamily T member 2-like. The coding region runs from base 233 to 1312 and encodes 359 amino acids. The transcript has 12 exons. The record is from RefSeq and is a predicted model, not a curated record. Gene Ontology annotation, molecular function: intracellular sodium-activated potassium channel activity. Lineage: Eukaryota; Metazoa; Mollusca; Gastropoda; Patellidae.
GUCUUAAAUCACCCAAUACAGAAGUUGUUAUGAACUUUUUAAAUGAAUUUUAUGCCCAUCCAAAACUUGAGAAUUGAUUGCGUCUGAGAUACAGAAAUGGUUACAGAGUGAAGAUGAUGCUGAUUGUGACGAUGAAGAAAGUGUAUUUAGUACAAUAACAAGUCAACUUGGUAAAACAAUAUCAGCUAGAUUACAUAACGAAAGCCAGGAUGUGUCAACACCACUCCUGAAGAUGAAAAACGAUAAAGAUCUCGGCAAGAAUCUAGAUCCAGUUACAGCUGAAAAAGGAACGGAAACACUGGAACGAUUUCCGCAACAAGAAUCUGGGAAAAUUCUGCAGUAUUACGAUGAUAUGGGACAGGAAAGUUUUAUAACAGGACCACCUCCAAGUACAUUAUACGUGGGAACUAGACGAACUAUAUGUUAUCUUCAUAAAGAGGCUCGACCAUUAUGUUGUACACAAUGGGGACAGGCAUGUGAACAUUGUUUAUUUAAAACAGCUAAAGAUGAUCGGUGGGAUCAACAGUUGAUUAUUCUGGUAGCAGGAUAUGGUAGUACAGGAAUUUAUAAUUUUAUCGUACCAUUACGAUCAGAUUAUCUUAGCGUUAAUAACCUCAGUCCUAUUAUUCUUCUACUUGAACAAGAGCCGGAUGUAAUGUUUAUUGAAACUAUCGCACAUUUCCCAUUGGUUUAUUGGAUGCAGGGGAAAAUGACGAAUAUUGAUGAUUUAUUAGUGGCUGGUAUAAACAAGGCUACACAUCUGGUUGUUGCUAAUAAGGAGAGUGAUGCGGACGCCAAUGAAGAGAUUUUAACCGAUGCAGAAACAGUUGUUACUGUUCAAAAAAUAACAAAUUUGUUUCCCUCCACAAAUGUGAUAACAGAAUUAAAUGAUGCUACCAAUAUGAGAUUUAUGCAGUUUCAAGCCCACGAUGCCUACUCACAGUCUAUUUCUAAAUUAGAAAAAAAAUUAAAACAAGAGACCAACUCCAAUUUACCACAUCUAUUCCGUCUACCGUUUGCCUCGGGUCAGGUAUUUAGUGCUGGUAUGUUAGACAGAUUACUGUAUCAGACAUUUGUAAAAGGAUAUUUGAUAAGUUUUGUGAGAUUAUUACUGGGUAUUGACGCUGAACAAAAUUCAGGACAUUUAUCUAGUGUUCGAGUACGUCGUGCUACAUUGGCCCAGUUUCCCACCUACAAUGACCUCUAUCAGGGGUUAAGUUCCACCACCGGGGAAAUACCCAUAGCUAUUUAUAGAACAGAGAGACGUCCUGCUUUAUCCGUAUCAUCUUUUGAUGAAAAACCUAACACAUAG